Molecule: messenger RNA, 336 nt
Organism: Penicillium bovifimosum
Lineage: Eukaryota; Fungi; Ascomycota; Eurotiomycetes; Eurotiales; Aspergillaceae
Product: MGR2/ROMO1 family protein
Exons: 5
Coding region: 1-336 (111 amino acids)
Biological process (GO): protein import into mitochondrial matrix; protein insertion into mitochondrial inner membrane
Cellular component (GO): TIM23 mitochondrial import inner membrane translocase complex
Source: RefSeq, a predicted model, not a curated record
AUGCCUGUGGUAGCUGGUCCUCCCGCCCAAGGGGGCCCACACGGUCCCUCGACUUUCGACAAGAUGAAAAUGGGCGCCUUGAUGGGUUCCACUGUCGGCGGUAUCAUGGGCUUCAUUAUCGGUACGGUGACGAUUUUCCAGUACGGCGCUGGUCCCAACGGUGUCAUGCGGACUCUGGGCAAGUACAUGUUGGGCUCAGGUGGAAUGUUCGGCCUCUUCAUGUCCGUCGGUAGCGUCAUUCGCAACGAGGGUCCCGUCAACGAUGCCUGGCUCCGCGCCCGCGGACCUCCCAUGAUGCUCCCCCGGCAGAACCCCCUCCGGCCGAUGGGCCAGUAA